Molecule: messenger RNA, 474 nt
Organism: Sphenostylis stenocarpa
Lineage: Eukaryota; Viridiplantae; Streptophyta; Magnoliopsida; Fabales; Fabaceae
Source: the annotation of a GenBank genome assembly
AUGUUCCUUCUUCAUGAAAUCGUAGCUGGUGGUAUUGGGUGCAACUUCAUUUCUGGAGACCUUCUUGAAGCUACAAGCAUGGAUGAUGCAAUGAGUAACCUUGUGUUAUUAUUGAGAUGUCGGAAAGAUGACCUGCACUUGGUAGAGAAUGUGCUGGAUUCAGCUGCACAGGAGUAUGCUGAUAAAGCAAAUGUUGAUCCCCCAGAGAUCGUUGUUGUCAACCGAAUCUAUCUUCCACCCAGACCAAGUCAUCACAAUUAUCAUGAUAUCUAUUGUUCUGGUGCAGUGGUGUUGGCUUCUCAUGAUGGAAAGAUUGUGUGUGAAAAUACUCUUGAUCCACGACUCGAUGUAGUGUUCCGAAAGGAGAGGGGAUCCGAAAGCAGCUCUUUGGACAAGUUGUUGCUUGAAGAUUUUGCUUGUAUUGUUUCGUUGCCCCUGGAAUAUUUGUAUUCUGAAGCAAAAACUUGCCUUUGA